This is a messenger RNA of Mucor mucedo, 1606 nucleotides long. Its product is annotated as aspartic peptidase domain-containing protein. The coding region runs from base 153 to 1304 and encodes 383 amino acids. NCBI's taxonomy places the organism in Eukaryota, Fungi, Mucoromycota, Mucoromycetes, Mucorales, Mucoraceae. Gene Ontology annotation, molecular function: aspartic-type endopeptidase activity. The transcript has 4 exons. Gene Ontology annotation, biological process: proteolysis. The record is from RefSeq and is a predicted model, not a curated record.
GAGACCUGUCAAUAGGAUUUUUGUAGAAAUUUUGAACAAAAUAUGCGAGAGUUGAUAUUAUAUAACAAACACCCUUCUUUUUAUCAUUGUUUUCAAAAACACACUACAAACUUCUAGUACUCUGACUGAACAUUUUUUUUAAAAGAAAAAGUAUGAAACUCUUAACGUAUUUAAUCACUUUGGCUCCCUUUGUCUUGAUAUCCACCUGCUCUCCCUCAAAUAGGCAGUCGUUUAAAAAGCUGAAAUUACAGAGACAAGGACAUUCAUUGCAAAAACGAGAUAGCACAAAAUUACAGCAAACGGGAUACUAUCAUGGCAGUGGAUAUUAUAGCCAAAUCUUUAUUGGAGAACCAGCACAAGCAUUUAAUGUUGUACUAGAUACAGGUAGUUCGGAUUUUUGGAUAGUUUCCAGCGAUUGCUCAACAAAAGAAUACUGUGAUGCACACCAUCAAUUUCAACGUAACAAUUCACAGACAUAUCAAAAUCAUGAUCCUUUACAGUUUCUCCAAAUCCGCUAUGGAACAGGUUCUAUCAAUGCUCGUGUUGGAUAUGAUACCCUUCAAAUUGCGAAUAUGACCUUAAAAAACCAGUACAUAGCUGAUGCAAUUGAGUUAUCCAGCGAGUUUAAAGAUUUACCAAUUGACGGUAUAUUAGGGAUGGGUUUUUCAAAAUUAAGUAAAACGGACACACAUAAGCGUACAUUAAUUGAGAGCAUGGCUGGACAAAACCUGAUUGAGAAGGCUGUCUUUGGCAUAUAUACUCAACCUGCUGGGGGAGAUAUUGAUUUUGGUGGUACCGAUCCAAAUCGUUAUACUGGUCCGAUUCAAUAUGCUCCUGUAACUAGUGAUCGAUAUUGGCUAACAAAAAUGUCCAGUUCAUCAUUUGGAACUUAUAAAACAAAGUCCCGGUCUAUUAUUUUAGAUACAGGUACUACUCUAAUUAUUGUCACCCCUGAUGAUGCUAAACAUAUCCAUAGCGAGAUAGAGGGUGCUGUCGUAAACAGUGAUGGAUCUUAUUCAAUCCCGUGUCAUUUGAAGGGACAUUUGCCUGCACUAAACAUUAAUGUGAACAAUUUUACACUGUCAGUUUCUUCGGAUGAUUACAUUCUUGUUCCUUCGCAAGACGACGAGAACCUGUGUUUAUCAGGAAUUUCGGGCCAUAAUAUCCAUAAGCCAAAUCAUUGGAUACUCGGCGAUGUAUUCUUGAAGGGUUAUUAUACCGUAUUUGAUACAGAUAAAAUGAGACUUGGGUUUGCAAAAUCUGUAACUGAUCCAACUCUUUCGAUCGAGCAAUAUGAUUUAUAAAAAUAAAACGGCCGAUAGGAUAUUCGCAAACUUAUUUUUUUAAUCCAGCAUGGUGCGUUAAUACAAAGAGGAAGCAACAACCGGGGUACUAUCUGUUUUUAUGAAUAUAAAUAUUAGUCAUAUGUCUAUAAGUCGAAAUCUUAUAUAUUUGACUAAGGUAUUCAAAUGACAUGAAAGCCAAAAGAACAGUACUUAUUGACAUCGCUGUUGUUUUUUUUACCUUUAUAAGAUAUUUAAAUGCUUUUUUAUGAGCGGCUCCAUAGUUUCAUACUCUUUUUAAGUCCAAUCUGUAGUGUACCAGG